Molecule: messenger RNA, 1082 nt
Organism: Coffea eugenioides
Lineage: Eukaryota; Viridiplantae; Streptophyta; Magnoliopsida; Gentianales; Rubiaceae
Product: probable aquaporin PIP1-2
Exons: 4
Coding region: 84-941 (285 amino acids)
Biological process (GO): response to water deprivation; transmembrane transport
Cellular component (GO): plasma membrane; vacuole; plasmodesma
Molecular function (GO): water channel activity
Source: RefSeq, a predicted model, not a curated record
UCGGACUCCUUCACCAACCAAACUCAUAGCAUUUGUAUAUAAAUCACAUUCCCCAUUAAUCGAAGGCUUAACCAGAGAGAGUAAUGGAGGGGAAAGAGGAGGAUGUAAGGCUAGGAGCCAACAAGUUCUCAGAGAGGCAGCCACUGGGGACCUCAGCACAGACCAAGGACUACAAGGAAGCACCACCUGCUCCCUUGUUUGAGCCUGGUGAGCUGCAGUCAUGGUCUUUCUGGAGAGCAGGCAUUGCAGAGUUCAUGGCGACUUUCCUAUUCCUUUACAUCACUAUCUUGACUGUAAUGGGGGUGGCAAGGUCUAAUAACAAAUGUGCUUCUGUUGGUCUCCAAGGCAUUGCUUGGUCCUUUGGUGGCAUGAUCUUUGCCCUUGUCUACUGCACUGCUGGUGUCUCAGGUGGACACAUAAAUCCAGCAGUGACGUUUGGACUGUUCCUAGCCAGGAAAUUGUCCCUAACCAGGGCAAUUUUCUACAUUGUGAUGCAAUGCCUUGGCGCAAUCUGCGGUGCCGGUGUGGUUAAAGGGUUUCAGCCAUCGCUAUAUGAGAGUAAAAAUGGAGGUGCAAACUUUGUGAGCCAUGGUUACACCAAGGGAGAUGGGCUUGGUGCUGAAAUUGUUGGUACAUUUAUUCUCGUCUACACUGUCUUCUCCGCCACUGAUGCCAAAAGAAACGCAAGAGACUCCCAUGUUCCCAUUUUGGCUCCUCUCCCCAUUGGGUUCGCUGUGUUUUUAGUUCACUUGGCAACCAUCCCCAUAACAGGAACUGGCAUCAACCCUGCCAGGAGCCUUGGAGCUGCCAUAAUUUACAACAGAGACCAUGCAUGGGAUGGCCAUUGGAUCUUCUGGGUAGGACCCUUUGUAGGGGCAGCACUUGCAGCACUCUAUCAUCAAGUUGUAAUCAGAGCCAUCCCUUUCAAGAGCGGAAACUGAAACAUGUCACCUUUGUUAUUGUAUUUAACAGUUUCUUGACCGUCUAAGUUUAUUUUUACUGUAAUCUAUGGAGGGUCUUUAUUACUUGUAUUGGUGUGAAUGAGGUUGGAUUGAGUAAUUAACAUUAAAUUAAAAAGAAAA